CUCUGUUCACGUCGUCAAAGAAGCAGGCAGUCUGGAGGCGACCGCCCGAGUCCACGCAGUCUGAGCCGUAGAUGUCAUCAGGUUGCUACAACUCUGAGCGAAGGUUACAGCCCGAGAGGAAAAGUCGUUUGUACAUUUGAGUGUUGCUUUCACUGAUGCUGGGACGUUGUUAGGCGCUUAGUUGGUUGUUCAGUGUGUCUCCGGUCUUCUCUCCGGCCGACCAAUGCUUCUGCAUCAGUUCAUGAACGGAGCCCUGGAAGUCAUGCAUCCCACACCGCUUCAGAAAGACACUACCUUUACCAAAAUCUUUGUCGGCGGGCUGCCGUACCACACGAACGAUGCCUCUCUGAGAAAAUACUUCGAGGCCUUUGGGGACAUUGACGAGGCUGUGGUGAUAACGGACAGACAGACCGGUAAAUCCAGAGGAUACGGCUUUGUGACAAUGACAGAUCGAGGAGCAGCUGAGAGAGCCUGCAAGGAUCCCAACCCCAUUAUCGACGGCAGGAAGGCCAAUGUCAACCUGGCUUACCUGGGUGCCAAACCUCGCAGCAUACAGACAGGCAUAUCCAUCGGAGUGCAGCCCAUUCACCCAGCACUCAUCCAGAGGCAGUAUGGAUUGGCCCAACCGUACGUCUACCCACAAGCCUUUGUGCAGCCCAGCCUGGUGUUGCCCACUCAGGUUUCCACCUCCGUCAGCACCAGCCCCUACCUGGACUACAGCACAGCCUACACCCAGUACGCCCAGGCUGCCUUUGAGCAGCAGUACCCAUAUGCCGCCUCCCCAGCUGGCUUCCUGGGCUACAGCUACGCCACCAGCCCCACAGCCACCGCUGGCUCAGCCACUGCCGCUGCUGCCGCCGCCACAGCCCCGGCCGCCGUCCACCAAAACCUCUCCUCCACUGCCGGCACAGCCCCGGCCUUCCUGCACUACGCCCCGCAGCAACACAUCCAGCCAGACCGUAUGCAGUGAGCUGGAAAGGAAGCAAGGAAGAGAGGGAGUGGUACAGGUGGAGGAGGAGUAGGGAGUUGUAGUCGCUGACCUUCGAACAGAGGAUGGUGAAACACCCUACAGGGUGACCCUGCUGUCAUCAGCAAGGUGCUUUCAGGAAAAAGGGUGGGACUAUUGCACUAUACGAUCAGGAUGAGCUAUUUGCUCAUAGGUAAAGGGGUAAAAGGGGUGGGUAGGGAUUCAAGGACUGUCAAGGUUCAGGUUGGGAAGCUAAACAGCAUAAGUAUGUGGUCGCUUCCAAGGGCUUCCAGAAGCUGACACUUCAUUUUUUUUUAUUAUCAUUAUUAUUAUUAUUAUUUUUAUUGUCCUUUAUUAUUGUAUUAAUGUCAUUGUCAUUUUUUGUUUGUAUGCCAUUAUUAUCAAUGUUAUCAUGGUCUGUGGCUCAAUCAGUGGAAGUUUGGUGUCCAUGGUACAUAUUUGAUGUUUUGAGAGUUGUCUGGGAAAUGUAACACCUUUUUCCUCCCAACUACAUAGUGUCUGGGGGGUGGAUAUGAAAGCCAUUGCUGCUUAAGGACACUCGGGGGGGGCAGUCAGAAAUGGGGGGUGCAGGGUGGUGACCAGGGAAGCAUACAUCCAACCUCUCAGCGUAUCUGCAGUCCUAUCCUGGUGCUAUCCACAGUGAGGUGGAGCACUGCCCCACGAACAAACCUCCAGCAUUCAGCGCCACAGAAGGAGGACGAUGAGAGAUUUCAACUCAAGGACAAAACUGAAAGUUUCAGUAUAAGACUAUGGGAGCUCCAUUGUUUUUGAGUGCGAUGUCAGGACUACACUUUUUAAAAAAAAUUCUUAUCAAUUAAAGAGGCCUUAAUAAAGAAAGAACCUUUUCGAAUCUCUUGAUUCUUCAACGCUCGCCCCAUCACAGCACCAAGUGCAGAAAGCCCUUUGUACCUGGCCAGACUGUUUUCAGCAGUCACAUUAAUCCUGCUUACUUGGCUCUUGAUCAUUUCAGAUGGAUGUAGAUAAUCACAUGCAGUAUGUGGGCGACGGAGACCAAGAGCGCUGCGUAUCGACGUUGAAAGGUAGCCGACACUGAGCUCAAACACCAGUGUAUUUUUUUUUUCUCUUCUUUUCUCACUGAGAUUGUCACAAACUGUUGCUCUCAAAAGGACAUUCAUGUACAGCAUUUUAAAAUGUUUUCAGUCAUCAAGUACAUUUACAAUAUUUAUAUUUAGGUAUUUAUAAGAGGUACUAAGUUAAAAUAGCUUUUUUGUUACUAUGACCAUAGUUGUGGCACUGAUGUCAUUUAACCUGCAGAUCCACAGGUGUCGUAUUCAUUUUGAUCUGUCCUGUCACCAUGUCAGUGGAUUUACCCGGGUGCAUGGAACUACAGUAGAUGCUUGUUUGUAGAUCCCUGACUGGUUGCAUCAAAAAUUUCUCUUUUUUUUUUUUUUUUUCAUCAAAAAUCUCUUUUACAGUCCCAUCAAAGAAGCCAUACCAAAAAAAGUAAAUAAAAAUACUUUGUACUUAAA
This is a messenger RNA of Lates calcarifer (barramundi perch), 2478 nucleotides long. RefSeq names its product RNA-binding protein 38. Bases 224 to 970 code for a protein of 248 amino acids. Lineage: Eukaryota; Metazoa; Chordata; Actinopteri; Centropomidae. Gene Ontology annotation, molecular function: RNA binding. Gene Ontology annotation, cellular component: cytosol. The transcript has 4 exons. The record is from RefSeq and is a predicted model, not a curated record.